AUGUAUUUUCGGAUGAAGAGUCAAAUUUUGAAGAUUUUGGAUUUUCCUGUGAAAAAAUUGGUUGAUGUCGGAAUUGGCAAAUCUUUGAAUGGGCUAGAGCAAAUUAGUGUUUUAAAGUGGGGUCAAAGAUAUGGUGGGUUGUUGAAGAAUCAUGAUGUUUUAGAAGAUGUUCUGGAACGGGCUCUAAGUAACCUAAACACAUCGCAUAUUAUUGAUUCGAACCCAAAAAGUGCACACUUUCUUUACUUUACCCAAAAGGUGCACGAAACCCUAAUUCCAUCACUCCCGCCACUGGCCCCGACAGUGGCAACCGCCGCCGCCGCUCCUUCUCCCUCCGUCACAGCACUCCAUUCUACAGCCGCCCCACCACCACUUCAACGCCAGUCCAACUCGCCCCACCACCAGAACAAGCCAAAAUCAUCAUUCUUAAACCCUAACCCCAACCCUAGAGCCCAACCGCCUACAGCUCAUCCCUUCGCGUGUAUCCCAGCCUCCACCACCUCUUCUCAGGCCACCCCACCCCCAACCACCCACACUUCAAUCUACAUACUCCCUUGCCUUGCCAUGGAGCCCGUUUUUGAAAAGAAGAAGAAGAGAAAGCGUAGGAACCCUGACACGUCACCUUCCUUACCCAUCGGCACCUCCUCCUCCUUACCCGUUGGCAUCAGGCCCGCUGCCGACUCCUCCUCCUCCUUACCCGUUGACACUCACACCUCCUCUUCCUUACCCCUCGGCAUUGACGCCUCCUCCUCCUUCCCAAUCGAACUAUUGUGCUCAUACACCAGUGACAGGAUCGAGGAGUGUGCGAUGCCGAGAAGGGACGGAUCUUGCUCCAUGUCCAACACUCAGAGAGCCAGCCUCAACAAAGAUGUCACCUUCCUCUUCUUUGAAAAUUUUGAUCGUCUUUCCGACUUGUUGCACUGUUUGAACGAUCUGGAUCACCCAAACAUUCCCAAAGUACGUGCAGCCAUUGAUGAGCCAGAGCCUACAUUGGUUGUUGAUCGGAUUGCCUCGGUUCCCGUGAAAAAAUGGCUUCAUGAAGCUGGAAGGUGGGAGAUGUGGACGGUGGAUUCAACCGGGAGCCAAUAUACGGAACUUGAAGAAAAACAUAAAAAAGUGUUCAGGUGUAUUUCUAAAACAUUGGCUUAUCUUCAUACAAGGCAGCGUUGUCAUGGAAAUCUGUUGGAGGGCAUUUGGGUGACAGAACCGACAGAGAACGAUGUUUGCGUAUCGCUUGCAAAUUUUGAUACGAGUAUCGGUAACCUUUCUAAUCCAACACCGGUCAAAGCCAGUCGUUUAAAAAAUUAGAUUUUAAACAAAUAGUUUGUUAAUAUUUUCUUUUGUUGGGGAAGCUGCCUUGUUAUCAACUAUUUAAAUAAAUAGACUUAUUCCACUAAAUUUGUCAAUUUGUUGUUGAUUUCCAAUAGAAAUAUAAUACGAUAUAAAAUUUAAAAUGGGUUUUUUGUUUUUAAAGUUCUGAAUGAGUUUCUGUGUUUAGGAUGGGAUUUGUUUUCACAUUUAGAAAGGGUUUCAUUCGUGAUUUUGGAUUUUGGAUUUCCUUUUUUAGUUGUGCCAACUGCCAAGGAACUGCAUCAAAUGCUUACUGAUGACUCUUAUCAUUUUUUUUUAUAUGUUCAAGUCUAUGUUAACAUAAUUGACUAUAUGUCACUGAUACUAAUCCAGAUGUUAAUAGAUAAAUGCAUGUUCUUGACAUUUGUUCAGUUUCAUUAGAUAUCAUUUCUUGUACGUCAUUUUUUAUGGAAGAAUCUUUUUGUUAUGUGGAUAUGCUGAUACAAUAUAAAAGAAUGUACCUUACGAUAAAGUUCGUUUGUUUGUUAUUCGUCAUUUUUUUUUUUGCGUUUCGGUUUCUUCCCAACUGCUGAAUAAAAUCAGAACUGGGUGGCACCAAAGUUAAAACUGGAAAUAGAGAAAGAUAAUAUGGCAAUGUCAGCCAUAUACAGGGGGCCCUUGUAUUUAUUCAAACAAAAAAAAAAAGUUAGAUGGAAUCCUGUUGAAGGAAAAGAGUUGGCAUUUAGACCAAACAAUUAAAAGAAAACUUAUUUACUUCGUUAAAUCUUCAGUUUUGAAAACUUCUUCAGCCAUAAAUGAAAAUAUGAUGUUGCUUCAUCUUCAUGUUAAUAUAAAAUCUAUGUUGUUGAAGAAAAGGACUUCUGCUCCUUUUGCUGCUCAAUAUGUCACUAUGUGAUGUUGACCAUAGUAAAUUUGGUCUUAUUGCAUGAUUGUUCACUUACGUCCUCACUGUUUGGCCUUUUGAUGCUUGCAGGUUUAUCAACAUGGCUUUGCUGUAGUGAAGGUGCCCCAGAACAUUUUGAAGGGUCCAAGUUUGUUGCUAAUGAGAUUUCCAGACUUUGGCAGCUCAUAGUCUUUGCUAAUGCAAACCAAUUAGGGUUUUAAACGACUUUUUAACUUGCUUGAGACUCAUCGAGGUCCAUCAGGAAAAACCUUUUUGUGACUUGCAUUAUGUUAUCCGCAUGAAGAAUGUUGACAUUGGUCAGAUUCAGAUGAUGAAGUCAAUCUGAGCCUUCUUGAAUAUGGAAAAUUGCUUUCACUUUCACCUAAUCCUGUAGGUGGUAAUCAGAAUUAUCGACACAGUCCUCUCUGUAGCAUAGAAGGUUCUGUGCUUAGUUCUGGAAGCAUUGCAUCAAGUUGUCUUCUGUUGUUGAUGAACUGUUUGAGCUUGAGAGAGUCACCUUCUCCUUCUUUUUCUACUCACAGCCUCUCUAUAUAUAUGUUGCUUUGCAUUUUGGCUCUUUCCCGAUUAAGUUUCGAAAUAUAAAAAGCUGGAACCUUCUCUUCUAAGUGGGUGGGAGGAGCACCGAUAUCACACAUCAGCAACGUUCCUGAAGCUUCUAGUGGAUCUCCCCGUUAUAAUGGGUCUAUUUAUUUCUCAAGAAAUUUGAAGGGCAUCAUACAGACUAGUCCUGUCAGGUCCCCAUCUUCUGGUCAAGUAAGGAGUUCAAUAUUGGAGAAACUAUCUUCUUCGAAGUCUAGCCAGAGUUCAGUUCUCUAAGAUCUCUAAACUCUUCUGAUUCUUCUGCCGCAAUAGAUGGAGAUCAUUUCGCUCAUUAUCCCUCCAAGACAGACGGGCCCCGGGUAUCUGUGCCAUUGCUAAACCAAAUGAGCCCAUGAACUCAACAACUGGGACUGGAUGCAUUUAAUUUUAAGGUUUCUGGAUCUAGCUCUUGGGCUACAACUACUCCCAAGGACCAGAUUUUGCAGUUAGUCCUAGCUCAAGUAUUGAUGCUGUAUGAGACAAGAUAAAAGGUCAUGAAAGUGUCAGAGAUGUUGAUUUCAUUUCCAUCACUUGUACAAGACCAUUCAUAUUUUUGUGAGAGCAAAAUCACUGAAUCGGGGAUCAUGUAACAGAAUUCACCGCAGACACUCUUUUCAUUGAAGAUGGUUGGCAGAACCGAAGGUUACAGUUAUGGAAGUCUAAUUGCCGAAGCGAAUAGAGAAAUUGAAGCUUCUAGCAUGCAUGUUUCAGCCCUUCUUCAUAUUUUGAGGAACUGCUCACUUUGUAUCAAGCAUGCUCGGCUAACUAGCCAGAUGAAUGCUUCUUGGCAUUCAAUAUGUUGACGAAGUGGGGAUUAAAUGCAUCCUCAAACUAAUAGUUCGGACUCCCAUUUGCGAGAUGUGAUACAUGGAAACAUGUUUGCAACUUGGUCAAUGCGGUAGCAUGUAUUGGGAUGUAAAAAUAAAUGACGCAUACUUCAGGCAAUCAUGGGAACUUCAGCAGUGAAGCAAUCUAUUCCAAUUGGUUCUCACCAUAUGGUUCUUGAGUUUAUAUUGCCAUGUAUGUGACAUGGAUUCUCGUAUCCAUUAUGAUCCUGAAGGUGUCGUUCUGAGUUAUCAUUCUGUCAACGCAGAUGGCAUAAACAACUUAGUUGCAGGUAUUCAUAGGCUCUGUAAUGCUUGAAUGUUUGCGCUAGGAACACGGAAACUGCUUGGAGUAAGACCAGAUGAGAAAUUAGAAGGCGGCGAUGGCCGCGAUGCAAACUCUGAUAGUAAAGGCCCACCUGGUGAGACUGCUGCAAUAUUUACUUGUGCCAGCUUGCAUUGCGGAUUUAUUUGUUAAACCACGAGAAAGUCUGGCUGUUAAUCUGAGUAAAGAACUUGUACCUACCGAUGGAGAUGAACCAAAAGAUGGCAUGCAGAAGAAGAAAAAGGUGGGAUUGGAACCAAUUCCAAAACCUCUCAAGAUUGUCCGCAUGGUUAAUCUAUAUGUUGUGUCCCUGUGGGUGGUCAUGCCUUAAAUGGGGUUGCUGAGAUUCACAAUGAUAUCAUAAAGGAGGUGUUUAAUGGAUUUUAUAAGCUGCUUACAUAUGGCAGAAGAAAUCAAUUCACAGAAUUGUUUGCCACGAUUGAAGCUGUAUAUGCCAGCACAAUCAAACGUAUUGCUUUUUUUUUGAGCUUUGACCUGGUAAGGAUGGAUGCAUCCCGCUGGUAAUUGCAAACUGCAUGUGGAGCUACGAUACGAGAGGGACGAAUGUUAGAACUUGGAUUGGUGUCUCUCAUUUUGUGGAUAUUUGUUUCGAGUCGUUUCUGGUCUAUGUUUGGUCUUUGCCAGAUGUUUUCGUCUCUGUAACAGGACCUAUCUAGGGUUUGGCUGACUAGAAUUGGUUCAGGCGCAGCACCUACUGGCCCCAUUGCUGGGUUCUUUUCCAUAUUAUUUUCUUAUUUGCUAUUCCUCAACCUUCUUAACCUUCUCAUGUGGUCUAAAAACAGUAGUAGUAUUUUUGUUCUUAAAACUAUGAAAUUCCUGUUUGAGCUCC
Molecule: messenger RNA, 4793 nt
Organism: Rhododendron vialii
Lineage: Eukaryota; Viridiplantae; Streptophyta; Magnoliopsida; Ericales; Ericaceae
Exons: 7
Coding region: 1-1308 (435 amino acids)
Source: RefSeq, a predicted model, not a curated record